This is a messenger RNA of Eriocheir sinensis (Chinese mitten crab), 6755 nucleotides long. Its product is annotated as kinesin-like protein KIF20B. Lineage: Eukaryota; Metazoa; Arthropoda; Malacostraca; Decapoda; Varunidae. Gene Ontology annotation, biological process: mitotic spindle assembly; microtubule-based movement. The transcript is spliced from 32 exons. Gene Ontology annotation, molecular function: plus-end-directed microtubule motor activity; ATP binding; microtubule binding. The coding region runs from base 138 to 5432 and encodes 1764 amino acids. Gene Ontology annotation, cellular component: nucleus; spindle microtubule. The record is from RefSeq and is a predicted model, not a curated record.
ACGUCCAGGCCUCUGAGACUCACCAGGACACACGUGGCGGCACAAGGAACCCCUGGCGUGAUGGGUGUGCCUGGAGCCAUUGUCAGGGGCACGGCAGAGGACAUGAUAGGAGGUCGGAGGCAUUGGACGGCUGCACAAUGAGUUUCCUGCACCCCAGAUCCAGCGCUGCCAGCAACUGUGACAGACUCUCCUACAUCCACGGCCCCGAGCAGGUGUACAGCAAUGAAUACAUACCCACCUUCGGUCCACGGAAGAACCUUAAUGAGCUGUUCCAGUCCAUCUGUGAGGAGAAUGUCCGCAUGGAAAACCUUCGGGUGUACCUCAGGGUGCGGCCCAGCCUGCCGGGGGAGGUCCUGCAGGAGGAGGACACCAAAGUGGAGCUCGUGGAUGACCGCAGCAUUGUCCUCACAGCUCCCGCCUCCUCCAACACCUUCAAGAACAGUGUGCGGGGCAUCACCAAGCUAAGCCACAAGUUCACCUUCACUCACAUCUAUGGGCCGUCCACCACCCAGGAGGGGCUUUUCCAGUCCUCAACGCUCGGCCUGGUCACAGAUUUUGUCAGCGGCCAGAACUGCCUACUCUUCACCUAUGGAGCCACUAACUCUGGCAAGACCUUCACAGUUCAAGGCACUGCAAGUGAUGCUGGACUGCUGCCCCGCACGCUGCAGCAUAUCUUCAACACAGUAGGGGAGCGCCAGUACCCAAGGAAUGACCUCAAGCCCAAGUUUUCAUGUAACGUGACGCGUCUUGAGGAGGAGGAAGUGCUCAAGGAGGAGGAGAAGAGAGAGAGUAUCUUCAGAAUCACCUCCAACCUUACCACCACCUUCUCACAGUCCACAAUGAGCAUCCUAAACUCCACAGAGCAGCUCUCUGAAUCCAGUACAGUUUCUCACAACACUACUGAAGCGGGAGAUUUGGAUAGCCGUGACACCACCACCAUAUCCAUUCAAGACUCGGCAAGUCCUGGGUCUACCAUUUAUGCUGUGUUCGUAUCCUUUGCUGAGAUCUACAAUGAGUAUAUAUUUGACCUGCUGGAGAAGAUGCCCACCUCCAAGACCAACAAACGCAACGCCCUCAUGCUCGGCGAGGACCGUAAUGGGGCUAUUUACAUCAAAGGUCUGAAUGAGGUGCGGGUGAGGAGUGCUGAUGAGGCCCUGCAGCUCCUGGACAUCGGGCGCCAGAACCUGCACUUCGCCGCCACCCGUCUCAAUCACAACUCAUCACGCUCCCACUGCAUCUUCACUAUCAAGCUGGUGCGGCUGGCGGAUGCUGACUGCCCACAGUUUGCCAGAGUCUCAGUGUUGUCCCUGUGUGACCUGGCUGGGGCGGAGCGAGCAGCCAAGACCCUCAGCACACAGGACCGCCUCAAGGAGAGUGGCAACAUCAACACCUCCCUCCUCACCCUCAGCAGAUGUAUUGAGGCUCUCAGAUUUAAUCAGACACAGAAGAGCAGCAAGAAGGUGCCCGUGCCCUACCGUGACAGCAAGUUGACGAGGCUGUUCCAGUCCUUCCUUCUGGGCAGGGGCAAGGCGGCCAUGAUCGUCAACAUCUCCAAAAUGCCGCUGCUCUUUGACGAGACACUCCAGGUCUUGAAGUUCUCAGCCAUUGCCAAGCAGGUUGCCAUCAGCCAGGCCAAGGAGUCGGAGAUUGCGGUGGUGCAGCCGUCCCGUCGGGUGAGCCGGCUGUCCAAGAUGGUCCGCCAGUCCCUCAAGGGCAAUGGCCGCCUCUCUGUGCCCUGGGGCAAGGCCACGGCCUCCAUCACUUUUGGCGAAAGUGGCUGUGAGGAAAAAGAGGGAAAGAAAACAGACCUGGAGGAUGACCUGCUUGAGGAAGAUGAGGAAGAGGAUGAUGAUGACGAGGAAAAUGAGCAGGUUGAGGCUCUCCUCCAGCUGAUUGCCAGGCUGAAGGACGAGCUGGUCAGGGAACACAAGGAAAAGCAGGAUUUGGAGGAACGGUUGCGGCAAGAACUUUGUAAAGAAUUUUCUCAGCAGCUGGUGAAGAUUCAGAAUGCAUGGAGGGAUCGCUUGAGGGACCAGGAGAGCCGCUAUGAGGAGUACACCGAGAACAAGAUCCAGUUGCUUAUGAAGUCAGUGAAGAAAAACAACAAGAGGAUGAGGAGCGACGAAGACCCUGAUGAGGAAUACGUCCCCUCCAUCUUCCUCUUCAGAGAGCAGAGGAUAGUGGAGGAACAAAAGCAGCGGAUUGAGGAGCUGGAGGGUGAUGGGAAGCUUCUGGAGGAGGAGAUAAAAGCCCUGAAGGAGUCACAGAGGAAGACAAAUGAGCUGGCAACUAAGGCUCAGGAGGAGAACUCGAGGCUCACCUUCAGGCUGGCGCAGCUCACCGGCAGCUAUGACAAAGUGGUGCAGGAACUGAAGGAAGCACAGUCGCUGAACACGGCAGCCACCGCCAAUAAUACUGAGGCUGUGAAGGAGCUCAAGGCACAGCUGGAGGCCAGGACUAACCAGCUGGCAGAGCAGGACCAGGAGAUUCAGGAACUUCAAAACAUGCUGCUGGAGGCAUCUGAGUGCUACACCAUCAAAGAAAAGAGAUGUGCUUCUCUAGAGAAGAUAUUGGAAUCCAGCCAGAUUACAGAUACUCAGCAGCUGAUGCACAUCAAUGAGCUGGAGAGUCAGCUGGAGGGGGCGAGGAGCAUGUUGAGCCAGCAGGCUGCACAGGUGGAGGAGCGGGAGCAGGAUAUUGAAGACCUGCGCCAGCUGCUCUCCCAGGAGAGGAAGACCAAUAAGGGGGAACUGGAGAAAAUGAAGCAAGAACUGAAGAAAAUGGAGGAGGAUCAUAUCAGAGAGAAGAGCAAGUUGCUUCUGGAGAUGGCAGGAUUGAAGAUGAACCGACCACUGGAGAAUGGUACUGGUGGAAACCCUGAGGAGUUGAGGGUCCUUGAGGAGAAGGUCUCUCGGCUGCAGGAGGAGAAGGAGACACUGAAGGGAAGUGAAGAGGCCCUGAAGAAGAAGUGGGAACAAGAAGCUGCUGAAAAAGAUGAACAAAUAAAAUUGCUGGAGAGAACUCUUGCCCUCACCGAGAAGAAGUUGUCCGAGAAAGAGGAGAUCGAUCUUGGUGAUGAGGAUGAAAAAGAGGCAAAGAUGGAAGAACUUGAAAAGAAGCUUGAAGAGUCUAUUUCUUGCCAGAAAGUACUUAAGGAAGAGAAAGAGGCUCAGAUCAACAGGAUGAAGGAAAGCAUUGAUACCUUAUCCAGUCAACUACAAACCCUGAAGGCCAGUGAAGAGGCCUUGAGUACUCAGUUGGAAGAAACCAAGUGUAGCCUGAAGGAGAAGGAGGAUGCUGAAUUAGAGUCACAAGAAAACUUAGAGGGAUAUAAAGCUGACCUGGAAGAGCUGCAAAAAGUCCACAGAUCCCUGAAGGAGAAUAAAGAAGAGAAAGAAGCAGCACUACAGGAGAACUACAGUGCCUAUAAAGCUGAUCUGGAGGAGCUGCAGAGGGCUCAUACAACCCUGAAGGAGGAAGCUGAGCAGACUGAGGCAAAGCUUCAAGAAAGUUUAAGUGCCUGCAGAGCUGAACUACAGGAGCUGCAGAAGGCCCACACCACUCUGGAGGAAAACAACAAAAAAAUGGAGGAUGAAUUACAAGAGAGCCUAAGUGCCUGCAAGACUGAGUUAGCCGAACUUCAAAAGGCCCAUACAUCUUUGAAGGAAAAAGAACAGGAGAAAGAAGCAGAACUACAGAAGAGAAUAACUGACUACAAAGCUGAACUGAAGGAGCUACAAGAGGUACAUACAACCCUUAUGAAAGAGAACGAGUCCUUACAAACAAAGCUUCAGGACCAGAUUAACGUGCUCGACAAAGUAAGAUCUGAAGCUGAAACAGAAAUCAAGGCGAAGGAUGAAGAUGCUGCCAAGAACUCUGCCCUCUGUGAUGAGCUGAGGGCUGAGAUUGAGGAGAUGAAGAAACUGAAGGACAGCCAGGAAAACACAGUGAAGGAAGUGUCUGAGCUUGGAGAGGUCAAUGCCAGGCUAGGGGCCCAGAUGGAACAAUUAAAAGAGGAAAAAACCGAGAUCCUGGCUCGAGUGGAGAUGCUGGAGGUGGACAAGAAAAAGAUGGGGGAGAGGCUGUACACCCUUCAGGAAGCCAACCUCCUCAAGUCACAGCAAGCACAGGCUGAGCUACAAACACUGGAGGAGCAAAAUGAAAUUCUCAUCAAGGAAAAGGAGGAACUGGAGGUCAAGUUGAAGGCAAGCCAUAGGUUGACUCAGGAGAAGACCAGUCUUGUGAAGGACAAACAGGAUGUAAUACUGGCCCUGUCCUCAAAGAUUGAAUCACUGGAUGCCAAGCUGAGUCAAGCAGACCAGGAUGUCAUUGAGAAGAGUCAGCUGGAGAAGGAGUUUGAGGCUGCCAGAGAAAACAUCAUUAGACUAGAGACUAAAUGUGAUUUGCUCGAAAAGGAGAUCCGAGCCCUGAGGGAGGCACGGCAGGCGGAGGUGCAGGAGUCCUUCAACCGCACCCGGGAUCAUGAGGACUUUGUACGGCAGAAGGAUAUGGAGAUCUCAACGCUCCAGCAAGAGGUGAAGAAGCUCCUGCAGCAGUCCAUGACCUCCAGCAGGGGCAGCAUCUCGGAGGCCCUGCCAGCCCCGCCAGUGAAGGCUGAGGUGUUGGCGGAGAAAGAAGCGCUGCAGGUCAUCAGGGAACAACUAAGGCUGACGGAGGCCCACAACAGUACGCUGCUGCAGGAGGUGAGCAGCCUCAGGACCCAGGUGGUCCGUCAGUCCACCACCUCGGACACGUCUGUCCUCCAGCUCUCAACAUCCAAAUCUGCUCAGAAGAAGCAGAGGGAGGCCAGCACCUCAGACAUGGAGACUUUCAUCACCCCAGUCCCAAAGGAAGGAGGAAGAGGGAGGAAAGCCAGGCAAGCCGGCAACACACCAAACCCCCUCUCCCAGAUGGACUCCUCUGUAGGGGAUACCAGGCAGUCACGCGAAGCCUCUCCAUCUCCCUCAUCACCUCGCCCGGCCCCCACCAGUUCCUCAGGGCGUCCCCAGCGGUCCACCCGCCGCACCAUGCGAUACGAUUCCCAGGAGUAUGAGCUGGGGUACAAGAUGAAGCACGAUGAAGGUGACUUGUGGGAGCCCAACCAGACCACCACGAAGGGAGGCCGCCGCACCACAAGGGGCCAAAAGAAGUCAAAGGUCUCAGAACUACCGAAAACCUACCUGCAGGACCAGGAGAACAAGAGCAGCAUGGCCAACAAGGCAGACGUCAUCCUCGAGGCAGAGGACGAGCCUGAGCCCAAGGCCAAGACUGCCGGGAAGAAGGCGCCGUCGGCCAGGCGGAGACGUGCCCUGUUUGAUCCUGAGGACGCCCAGGAGCCUUUCCUCUGCACCCCCGACAAGGCUCCCGAAGUGCAGGCCGCAGACAGUCCACUCACCCUCGUCCGCCGCCAACUGAGGACCAAGAGGAAGUGAAUGAGUGUGUGUGUGUGACCUGAAGUGCCUACCUCUGUCCCUUGGUUUCAACUAUCUCACUUGCAUAUUGAAUGUAUGACCAGUGCCUGCCUGUCUUCUGGUCCCAACUCUGUUCCACUUAUAUUUAAACUCAAUGAAUUUAUACCUACUUUUUACUUUGCAAUUUUUUUUUUUUUUUUUUACAGAGAAAGUUUGAAGGACAAUUGAUUUUUCCUGGAAAGAAAUUUUGUUUCUGAAGAUGUCUGUAAGGUGUUUAAUUACCCACUACCCACAAAGGAAUGAGAGAAGAAGUGAAUGAGUGUGUGAUCUUCAGUGUUACAAAUGCUUCUGCGUCUUGAUGCAAACUGUCUCUGGCUUACUUGAAAUGUCUAAACUCUUAAUCCUUGUUUACUUCUCUUUGUGAUAAGAUUUUUACUUGAGUAGAAAAGACAUAUUUAUAACUUUUUUAUUAUUAUUUUUCGUUUAUCCUGUAUGAUUAAAUGAAAAUCUAUAUAACCCUAGGUAGUGCUUAGAAUGUGUGCUUGUGGUACAGGUUAUGAUAGAUCCAUGAUACUUGUGUACUGUUAACCUGGUAGCAGCGACGGGCCAAAUUUGUGACUUUACCGUGUAGCAGUGACGGGACAAAUUUGUGCCAUGAUAUAAACCCUCCAAAAUAGAUGAUACAUAAUCUGAUCACAAAUGCUUUGAUAUAUAUUAUGAAAUGGUUUGUGUGAGGGGUGAUUUUUCCUCAUUUUUCUUGCUUGGAGUGACUAUUAAGAAACAUGGUCCCCGCUGGUACCGGGUUAAUGAUACAAAGCUCACAAAAAUAGUGCUUCAGGAUAGGAAGUUUGACGUACAAAUAGAAACUAAACACAUGUGGCAAUUCACUGCAGUAUUAGCUCAAGUGUGUUCUGGCCCAUUGAAUUGUUUGUGUGGCCCCACUCAUCUGCACAGAAAUGUACAGUGUGUUGCCUGGACUGUACAGCUUUCUAAUCGGUGCUUUCUUCAGAGAGGAAACAAAUGCACUUUAAAACUUGAGUGAGUAUAAAAAUUUUGCCUAGUCAAAAUAAAGAUUGGUAAGCACUUUAUUAUGACUUGUUAUUUUUAUACUUCUCAGUUUUACAGAAUAAUUACUUUCCUGGUGAUUUGCUCUGUUUGGAGGGGUGUACAAAUCGGAAAGAUACCCUGUGCUAGUGUUUCCUGGACCUGACCUCUGGCUGGGAGCGAGCAGACUCCUCCCAGCUUGUGAAACCUCGUAUGUUUGCAAAAAUGUGUCCUGUUACUCUGAGUACAUGUACCUUUUGUGGUAAUAUUUUAUAUACAUGCUAUUAAAUAGUAUUUUUA